AUGCCUCGGGGUCAGAAGAGUAGGCUUCGUGCCCGUGAAAAACGCCGCCAGGCUCAAGAACAGCCCAGUGGUCUGGUGGAAGCUCAGGCCACUGUACCAGAGGAAGAAGAGUCCCCUUCCUCCCCAUCUCCUCAUUUCAAAGAUGUUCCCCAGAGCUCACCUGCCACUGGAACACCCAGCAGUCUCCAAGUGUCUGGGAGAGUCCGUUUCGCCACCACUACUGCUGCAGCUGUUUCAAGCAUAAGAUUUAACAAAGGUGCUGACAAUCAAGGGGAGGAAAGGCCAAAAGCCUCCCAGGCCCAGGAUACCACUCAGCACUGGCCCAGAGGCCCUAUUGACAAGAAGGUUGUUAUGUUGGUGCAUUACCUUCUGUACAAGUAUCAUAUGAAAGAGCCCGUUACCAAGGCGGAUAUGCUGAGAAAUGGGUACAAGAAUCACGUCUAUGAGAUCCUCAGGAAAGCCUCUGAGCAUUUGGAGCUGGUCUUUGGCCUUGACGUGAAGGAAGUGGAUCCCAACAGGAAUACUUAUGUCCUCGUCAAUAAACUGGAACUAAGCUAUGAUGCAAAGCCGAGUGAUGACAGAGAGGUUCCCAAGACUGGUGUGCUGAUGACUGUUCUGGGCGUGAUCUUCACGAAGGGCAACUGCGCCACUGAGGAGCAAGUCUGGGAAGUGCUGAAUAUAAUGGGGUUAUAUGCUGGGAGGAAUAACUUCAUCUGUGGGGAGCCCAAGAAGCUCAUCACCAAAGAUUUAGUGCAGGAAAGGUACCUGGAGUACUGCCAGGUGGCCAACAGCGAUCCCCCACGCUAUGAGUUCCUGUGGGGCCGGACAGCCUGCGCUGAAACCAGCAAGAUGAAAGUCCUGGAGUUUGUGGCCAAGGUCAAUGGUACCGUCCCCAGUGCCUUCCCACCCCACAAUGAACAGGCUUUGAGAGAUGAGGGAGAGAGAGCCCGAGCCAGGGCUGCAGCCAGGGCUCGUACUGCUGCCCUGGCCAGCGUGCGCUCCAGGGCCAUAGCCUGCAGCUCCUCCCGCCCCAAUAGAGUCUGA
Messenger RNA from Balaenoptera ricei (Rice's whale), 1044 nucleotides. Its product is annotated as melanoma-associated antigen B10-like. Gene Ontology annotation, biological process: negative regulation of transcription by RNA polymerase II. Lineage: Eukaryota; Metazoa; Chordata; Mammalia; Artiodactyla; Balaenopteridae. Gene Ontology annotation, cellular component: nucleus. The record is from RefSeq and is a predicted model, not a curated record.